GAGGCAGUACCGGAGUUUAGUCGGUUCGACUCGAGAUUUGUCUCUUCCCUUGCGGGCGGGGGCCCAUAGGUCACCCUACUAACACGCUGCUCGCUUAGUGAACCCAAGUGGAUCUAAGUGGAAUAAGAGAGUUUGUCCGACCGUUCGACCUGCAACGGGCCAGAACGACGACGACGACGACGACGACUGACGACUGCAAGAAAAGUGCCUCUCGAGCGUCACUCGUUUUUUGUUCCCCCCCGUUCGUCGGGUGGGUCGGCUGGCAAGAAGUCACCCUCAGCGAGCACUUACUCGGGGUCCACCCAGAACAGUCAGUCCACCACCGCCCAAAAGGUGCUAAUUGAAGACCAACUGGAAGAAGCAGAAGAAAAAAAAACUCAGUCAACAACAAUCAAGUGAUCGAGACUGAAGUUUAGCGCUUCUGAUCUCUAGUCCGGGGUGUUUGUGUGUUUUUUUUUUUUGCGGAUCGUUUCAUUAGGCAGUGUGAAGUGACCAUUUUUUGCUUGGCUGGAAUUUCGGCGACAUCGCGCGUUGAGUUCCGUGUGUCCGGCGACCGUUUGUUGGUGUAGUAUUUUGAUUCGUGCCUACCGCGGCGGCGGACAGUACGCAAUACCCGACCAACAGAUCGUAAGAUCGCCUUUCCCGGAACGAGAAGAAAUUGGAUGCAAAAUUUGUGCGAGCGAAAAAAAAAGUUCCAUUAAUUAAUCGGCAUCGGUCUAAGGUUAUCUGCUAGUUCGUGUGUGUUAUUAGUAGCUUAGCCCUCUGUGACGGUGUGAGUGAGUGAAUGAGUGAUUCCAUCGGUGGGAAUUUUCUAGGGUAAUUUGCGAGAAAUAUUGAUUGGUUGAACAAUAACUUCUUCUACAAAUCAGGCGCUCGAAAGUAGUUUGACUGUUGUGAAUCGAAAUCGAAAGAACUCUGGCAUCGAAUGGUGGUUAUAUUGAUUGUUCUUCCGUCGCCAACAUGCCAAACACUGCAUCAUCACCAUCAUCGCCAGCAUCUUCAUCAUGAACAAAAACAUCAGCAGCAGCAGAAACAGCAUCAUCAGCAUAAUGUCCAUUUUGCCCAUCAGUACCGCAACCAAAGCAGCAACCGCAAGCAGCCAUCCUCCACUGCCGAGCGGGGGGCUAAUCACUCGCAGCGAAUCCUUUGGAGUCCGACUGCGACGGCAUCGCCGACGGCCGGUGGUUCCCGUGUUCGGUUAACGUUCCAUCACUGUUCCAUUCCUAGUUCGCAGUCAAGAAGACAUGAGCAGCAUCAGCGACGAACGGUAGCGCCUGCCGUUAGGCAGCGAAUAGAUCAUAAUAAUAACAGCAAACGAUAUCAGCAACGCUUCAAACAACAACAACAACAACAACACCACUCAGCAAAUAUCAAACCUUUCUCCAGUAAUAAUGAUAACAACAACAACAACAACAACAGCAGCAGUCGGUUGCGUCAGACCGGCACUGAACCUCGCAGCAACCUGCGCUACACUUCACGAGUAAUUAUUUCCGAUGACUUUUCGCAGGUGGACAUCAAAUCGGACGACAACGAGGUCGAGGCAGUCAAUCGGGAAGAGGAAAUCAUCAAGAAGCGUAAAACCGAACUUACCACCACACGCCAAAUCGAGACGCGCAUCCAGCGGCAGCUGGUGUUCGAGGAUGGCAAAGUUAUCGAAGAUUCCGGUCCGAUUGUGUCCACCAACACGACCGAGGACACCGACCGGCAGGAAACGGUGCAAACUGAGCACCGUACCCUGGGUGAUCCGGCGGCGAGUGGGACGGAGGAAGACGUUACCAAAAGGGCUGUCGAUUCCGGCGGGAAUCCGGUUCUCGACGAUGUCGACGGCUUGCAAAAACUAGUCAGCGAUGGAGGCGGCGGCGGCGGUGCUGGUGCUGGUGCUGGUGCUGGCGGCGGAGGCAGUGACGAACCGGUUGGCGGCGGCGGCGGCGGCGGCGGCGGUGAUACCAAUAGUAGCAACAAACCAAAGACCAUCAGCAGCGUCAUCGUGGCCCGGCCCGAUGGGCUGCUGAGGAACACCAAGGAGGAAGUGGAAGUCUCCCGGGAGGAAACCAAGGAGUGCACGGUGAUGGCCGAGCGGAAGCAUUUCGGGGAUUUCACCGAUGAUGCUUAUCUGCGUGCCAUCAACAGUGGUGUGGACGAUAUCCGCGAGCUGCUCCUGUCGGAGGAAGCCCGCCUCGAGCUAGUCCCGUCCGGGCCGCAACUGGUCAGCCACAGUACCAAAUCGCGCAAGGUCAUCGACAGCGAGGACACGGACGUGCAGCUGUCGGCUCGGCCGGACGGUACGCUGGUAACGGAGAAAACGCAAACCCGCCAGCACGAAGUGCUGUUCGACGACGAUCUGCCCGGCGACGAACGGUUAAGUACCGGGCUGGAUCAGGUGGACAGUGCCGAGCGGAUUAUCGAUCAAAAGGCCUCUUCGCAGCGUUACUUCAAGCAGCGUGAUGAGCAGCACGUCGAUCUGAUCGGACCGAGCGGGCAAGUGCUGGGCAACGAGAUGCGUUACGCGGCGGAAACAACGCAGAUGGAAAAGGACGGCAACCGGCCGGAGAAUUUGCUUUCCGAGUGGGACAGUCUUUCGGAUCGGUUGCGAAAGGCUCGCCGGUUGGGUAGACAUUCGACGCCGAAAGAUGCGGUGCUGGGCGCGAACGUUACCGGGUUGCCGCCGCUGGCGGAUCGAACGGAUGCCCUGACGAAGCGGCCGCUCGAUUUCGAUCGAGAGGACGAAACCCGGAAGCAGGAAACGAACAAGUGGCUCGAGAGUCAUUUCGGCAGUGAGUCGCGGUCUUCGCGAGGAUCGCGGGACGAUUUGGACGAUAUUGUGGAACCGACGAAAAAGACUUACUUUAAUGUGACGAUCAAAAGUGGCGGAGAAGGGCCGGAAGAGCACCGUGGAAGUAGCGGCAAUCUGUACAGAGGAGGUCAUCAGUUGAAUGCACCGGCGAAGGUGAUUCUGCCGGAACGGGAGGAGCCAAUCGGUAGGAAAUAUUUUCAGGGUGUUAGCGAGUGGAACGAGCGCAAUCGGUACGCCAAUGGGAGAGGAUCGCGGGAGAAUUUGGUUGAUAGUGAAGAUUACAGCUACAGGACGAUGGGAAAGCAGAAAGAUUUUCGCUUCGAAGAUAGUAAACAUUCGUCCUAUAAGGACGAUUCGGCUUACGUUUCUUCGUCAACGUUUUUCACAACCCCCCGAUCUCCGAAGCCCCUAAAAGAUAGUAACUUCAAUGCGCGCUACGGGCGGGAGGCUCGUUCGGUGUCACCGGAUCGAGUGGAGUACGUGUCCGAAGAGCGGCCGAUGGUACCGCAGCGAAAGAAAGCCUUGGAACGAAAGCUAACCAACGGAAGUGGCAUAUUAACGAGCAGCAGACCGGUGAUUAUCGAACAACCGCAGGUCAUCGAGUACGCCCCCCGCAGUCGAUCGAUUUCUCCCAUCCAAAUCCCUCCGGUAGCUAGCACGCUGCGAAAACCGUACCAGAAGACACGUUUUAGCAGCAUCCAAGAUCUAAGUCACACCUCCCGCGGCUCGGGACCGAUCGCAACUCGUGCCCAGAGCAAUCCUCCAAAGAGCAAAGUCGGUUCGGCCAUCGGCAACAGCAUCCGUAAGCUAGUAGGCAAAAUCCGCUCGGCCAGUGCCGAACGAAAACUUCGACUAAAAUCAGCCGUAGCCAAACAUCGAUCGCCUUCGCCUCCGUCUUCCUCGUCGGCGCUGGCCAACAAACGCAACAGUUCGUCCAGCACGACCUACCAGCAGUACAACGUCAUCGAUAGUCACAUCGGAGGACGAGGAUAUUCACCACCACCGCCAGCGGCGGCAGCAGUAGCUCCACCACCAACAACCACCACAAUGACAGCAACAUCGACGCCGCUUCAAAACCAGUCUCAGCAUCAGCGUCACCAUGCGCAGCAGCCAUCGAACGGCGCCGUCAGUCACAAACAGAACGGCAACAUUUCCAGACGUGAUCGCGAGCGCUCGGAUCCUGCCGCCAACCAUCACAGCAACGGUAACGGGCACGUUUACGACCACCAGCACCGUCGCGGGUCCUCCGACAUAGUGUCCGACAUGACAACCAACAGCGGUGGCCCGAUUCCGAAGCAAAAGUACUACCUCGGUGAGAAUCCCUACGGCGGGAGCAUCUUCGGCAAGGAAAACAAGUACGACGGUGGCAGGAUGCGUAGCAUCCCGCCGCAGCAUCCGCCACAGCAGCAACACCAGCGAAGCGAAGAACGGAUCGUGACGUCGUCCCACACAAGGAGCUACAGCCAACCGCCACCUCCAACCUCAGCUACUUUGGGUCGUUACAGUAAGAGCACCAACCGGCUGCCAACCUCCGGCAACGGCCAACACCAACAGUUCGAGCACAAUGGGCUAUCCUCAUCGUACAACCAUUCGUCGGCCAAUCACUAUAGCACCAGCUCGCAAACGCUUCCCCGCAAGCUGUACGAACAGAAAACGAAAUCCACCAAGCCGCUGCAUUCGUCCACGAUCAACGUAUCGAUCGUCAAUACGGUUAGCCCAUCGCCGCAGCCCACCCCGUUAACCAACACCGGACCGGUGAAGCCGGCUCGCACCUACAAGGCCCUCAACCGGAGCAAAUCGUUCAACGUGCACGGUCUGAACGGAACCAACGAUCCUAGUCCGAUCUAUCUGGAGAAGAUCAGCCGAAACAACAACUACAACGCUUUCUACCGGUCCAACUCGCACCUGGACGAUCUGCAGCAGACACCGUCCCGCCAUCAGAACGAAUCGAUGCAGCUGAAGAGUCCCUCCAUCGUUAAUCUGAUCAGCCGAAGCACCCGCGAUCUAACGCAGAGCCCACUGUACGAGGACGAGCGCGUUCAGUCGCGAACCGAAUAUUACAACGAAUAUUCCACCAACAAAAAGAACGUCUUCCUCAAGAACCUUCAGAAUCGGGCCCCGGAACUGUACCGCACACUGCACGGUUCCGCCGCCGGCAACGGUCAGAAUGGCACCGUCGACCCGAACGGGCCCUCUCGCGAGUAUCUGAACACGUACAUCAGCCGCGAGCAGGAGUCCUCGCUGGGAUCCCGUUCGCCGCAGACCAUCAACAAGGACACGGCCAGCAUCGUUCGUCGGGGCAGCUCCAGCACCGAAGACUACUCGGAAUCGUACAAAAUUACGCAAAAAUCGGACGAUCCGGCACGGCCCGGUGUCACGAAUACGGUGCGAAAUUUCCGCAAGAAAACCGUCCCCUCCAAGGACGGCCGGGGAAUGCAAACGAUCGAAACGAGCGAGGUGCGCACGACCAGCAGCAGCCGCUACCGGGGCGGCGAUCAGCCGCCACCACCGCAGCCGCCACUUAAGUAUCAGGAGUUCCGCACCAACGGUGCGUCGCACGGUAUUGGCGGCGGCACCGGGGGCGUUGUCAUCGAGCUACGCGGUAACUCGUAGACGCGCAGUCUACGAGGGUGUUUUUCUAUAAUUUUUGUUUAGUGAUAUAUUUGGACUUUUUAUAAUAAAAGAAAAGCAAUUUUUAACGAAAAAAAAAACAUUUUCUACUUGUGCCAGAACUAUGAGGGGAGACCAUUCUCCGUUUCGAUCCUCUCACUAUUCCGUACUUAAGAGCUCUAAACUAAUCGAAUAAAACAAACAAACAACAACAGCGCAAUGAAACAAGCAAUAUCGAGCAAGCAAUUCGUUAACCCAUAGUGAAGUUUAAAACUAUUUGAAGUAUUUGUUUUUCAUAAAAAUAAACACAAUCGUGAGAACGUGAAAUGUGAAAUAAAGCUUAACAAGUGUGA
Sabethes cyaneus is the source of this 5757-nucleotide messenger RNA. RefSeq lists its product as uncharacterized. Lineage: Eukaryota; Metazoa; Arthropoda; Insecta; Diptera; Culicidae. The coding region runs from base 926 to 5407 and encodes 1493 amino acids. The record is from RefSeq and is a predicted model, not a curated record. The transcript is spliced from 7 exons.